CUCACAGAGGUUUAUUUUCUGUCAAUGUUAUUGCAAUGAAACGACGGCAACAACGGAAGAAAGCGAGCCCAGUAAAGCAACCUGAAACAAAUUCUCGAGAAGAGCGUCAGCAACGAACGAAACCUUCAUCGCGGAUUCCUCUUCAAAGUAACAAAAAACGUGGCGCCCGUGUUGAAGUUAAGUCGGAAACAGCAAAUCUUGGAAGAUGGGGUUCAAAGGAAAUUAAUAAUUUAGCGAUGGCGUUGGGACUUGCUGUCAAUCCUCGUUCGGACGAAGAUUGGGAAAAGAUUGCUGAAACUGUUGGGAAAGGAUGUACACGUAAAAGAAGCGGGGAAGAAUGCAAAAUGCGAGCUGAAAAGACGGGCUUAUUGUUAACUGCUACAUCUACUUCAAAUCAUGUCAGCAACGGACGUUGUACUCAACUCUCAAAACCUGCACGGCGUGAUAAACCGAUAAAGUCUCUCUUUAGCUCUGAAUCGGAAGAAUCAACGAGCGAAAUUCAUCGAAGACAUUAUGAUGAUUUCUUUGCAAAACAGAAAUCACCAAUCACAGAAUGUUUGGACAUGGACGACACUUUGGUGCGUGUAUGCAGCACUGAAGUUUCUACUUAUCCAUAUGUGCGUCUUCGUAGCACCCGACGUCCGUUUAUGAUGAAAAUCUUGUUUGAGGAUGGUUCUAAAGACGAUGAUGGGGAUUGCUCUUUUAGCGAGAUUGAAACGAAUGGAUAA
Molecule: messenger RNA, 728 nt
Organism: Meloidogyne enterolobii
Lineage: Eukaryota; Metazoa; Nematoda; Chromadorea; Rhabditida; Meloidogynidae
Source: the annotation of a GenBank genome assembly